GAAAACUGGAUUUUUAGUCCAUGGCGAUCUCCUUUUUCUUCUUCUUGCUUCUCUGCUCUUUCAAGAACAGCUAUGGCUUCCUGCCCGAAACCGCAACUGUUGAAAUCAUGGAUCUUCCUCGUACUCACUCUCUUCAAACCACUUCUCUGUUGCCAUCAACUGUUUGCAAAUCCUCUCCCAAAGGUAUGAAGGAAAGAUCAUCAAUACCAAUAGUGAACAAGCUUGGUCCAUGCUGGGGACUGAGCCAAGACAAAGAAAAUCUUGUUCCCUCUCAUGCCGAGGUUCUUCGCCAAGACAAGGCCCGAGCAGAUUCAAUCCAUUCGAUGCUCUCCUCAAAUUUCUUGGAGAAGACAUCACUUCAAGACAAACCUGGAAUCUCGAUCGGCACCGGAAAAUACCAAGUCGGCAUAGGCUUUGGCCAAUCGAAUACAAAGCUUUCCUUGGUAUUCGACACUGCUAGCCAAUUAACAUGGACUCAAUGCCAGCCAUGCUCUGGAUAUUGCUAUGAUCAAAAGGACCCAAUAUUCAAUCCAUUGAAGUCUUCAUCUUAUGCCAGCAUUCGGUGCCCAUCGGUGACCUGCAAUCAAAUUUCUUCUGAAGGUAUGCAAAAAGGUUGCUCUUCCUCUUCAACAUGCAUAUAUGGCGUUACAUACACCUAUACUACGUUUUCAGUUGGCUUUCUUGCUAGAGAAACCAUAAGCCUAACAUCUUCCGAUGUGUUCCGAGGCUUCUUAUUCGGCUGUGGCCAACGAAAUCGCUUCCCAAACGGUAGAAAUGCAGCAGGGGUGUUAGGCCUCGGCCGUGGAUGGUUUUCUAUAGUGUCCCAAACUUCUAAGAAGUACCACAAGGUUUUCUCAUAUUGCUUACCGUCAAGUGAUGAAUCGGCUGGAUAUUUAAAGUUUGGUGACAGAAACCUUCCGAGCUCGAUCAAAUUCACUCCGAUGUCGAAAUCAUUCGAAGGUACUAACUAUUACGGUCUCGAUAUAGUUGAUAUCGGCGUAGGUGGUGAAAGAUUAUCCAUAGACAGGUCUGUUUUUUCAACAUCUGGCACCGUCAUUGAUUCGGCAUCUUUGAUCACCCGACUCCCUCCGGCCGCCUAUUCAAGAGUCAGGAGAUCUUUUGUAGCAAAGAUGACCAAUUAUCCUACGGCACCGGCAUUUGAAAACCUUGGGACGUGCUAUGAUUUCAGUGGGAAUUCAACUGUUGUAAUGCCGACCAUUACCUUAUACUUUGAUGGGGGUGUUGAGAUGCCUAUUGAUGCUCGAGGGAUAUUGUAUAUCAACAAGAUAUCUCAAGCAUGUUUGGCAUUUGCGAAAAACAAUGAAGACGAUGAUGUGAUGAUCGUCGGAAACUUUCAACAGAAAGGGUACGAGGUUGUCUAUGAUGAUGCUAACGGAAGGGUUGGAUUUGCUGCUGGUAGUUGUUCUUAAUGAGAUCGCCAUGUUAGAAUAUUUGAGCAAAAACUAUGAUUGUAAAACCCUACUUUCUAAAAAUCUCAUAGAAUACUUUGCUCUCCACUGGAUUAAGCAAUAAGGGAACAAGUGGAACAAUGUAAUCAUAGAAUACUAGAAAGAGAUUGUGGCUAUGAUAUCUAAAGCAUUGUAUAAGAAACUGCCUAUAAUAUA
Molecule: messenger RNA, 1625 nt
Organism: Hibiscus syriacus
Lineage: Eukaryota; Viridiplantae; Streptophyta; Magnoliopsida; Malvales; Malvaceae
Product: aspartyl protease family protein At5g10770-like
Exons: 3
Coding region: 21-1430 (469 amino acids)
Biological process (GO): proteolysis
Molecular function (GO): aspartic-type endopeptidase activity
Source: RefSeq, a predicted model, not a curated record